AUGACCACUUCAACUUUUCUUUUCUUUUUCAGCAAUCAGAAUUGCAUCUGCAUUGCGAUGAUCCACAUGCACAGAUUCUUCACCGUUCAUGCAUUUGCCUUCUUCAAUAUGUACAAAGAGGUUGCCGCAGCGUGUCUCUUUUUGGCCAGCAAGAGCGAAGAAUGCCCCAGGAAGCUUGAGCACGUGGUGGAAGUUUGGUUCAGGUUGAAGUUCAGGAAAGCAGAAGUGCAGCCGCCGUUUAACGAAGCAGCGAGAAAGAACGGCGCGCAACUACUAGUCUACCUGGAAGGCAUUCUGCUGCAGACGAUUGGCUUUGAGCUCCAUGUUGACCUUCCUCAUCCUAUUAUUAUUAUAAAUAUGAAGAAAUUCAAACAAGAAAGCCAAAAAUUGACCGAGUGUGCUUAUUGGUUCGCAACAGAUAUCAUUCAACUGACAAAUUGGUGCAUUCGCUUCAAUGAGAGGACAAUUGCUUGUGUUUGCAUUUAUUUGGCUUGUAGUUGGGCAGAUUAUGAGAUCCCUCAGACAGAUGACUGCCCUUGGUUCAACUCUAUAGACCCAGACAUGACUGUUGAACUUUUAAAUAGUUUAAUUAACUGA
This is a messenger RNA of Meloidogyne enterolobii, 597 nucleotides long. The record is from the annotation of a GenBank genome assembly. Lineage: Eukaryota; Metazoa; Nematoda; Chromadorea; Rhabditida; Meloidogynidae.